This is a messenger RNA of Phragmites australis (common reed), 1266 nucleotides long. RefSeq names its product tetraspanin-8-like. The record is from RefSeq and is a predicted model, not a curated record. The transcript has 2 exons. Gene Ontology annotation, cellular component: plasma membrane; plasmodesma. NCBI's taxonomy places the organism in Eukaryota, Viridiplantae, Streptophyta, Magnoliopsida, Poales, Poaceae. The coding region runs from base 235 to 1044 and encodes 269 amino acids. Gene Ontology annotation, biological process: auxin-activated signaling pathway.
AGUUUGUAUACAAGUCUAGCGUUCGAGGAGCAUGCGAUUCAACUUUCGCAUGGUUCACGUGCGAAAUUUCCAAAAAUAAAGAAAACGAACACUGGACAAAAAGAAGCAAAAGGAAGCCCCCUUUCCGUGUUCAAAAUUCGAAAUCCUCCGAGAGAUCCACCUUAAAAAAAAAAAGGAAACCACCACCCACCGCCGUCGUAGCCGCAAAGCGCCCCCCCACCACCCCCGGCGGCCAUGGUGCGCUGCAGCAACGGCCUCCUGGGCCUGCUCAACGCGUGCGUUCUGGUCCUCGCCGUCGUCGCCCUCGGCGGCGGCGCCUGGCUCAGCCACCGCGCCUCCACCACCGACUGCGAGCGGUUCCUCGAGCGCCCCGUCAUCGCGCUCGGCGUCCUCCUCCUCGCGCUCUCCCUGGCGGGCCUAGCGGGCGCGCUCUGCCGCGCGUCCUGCCUGCUCUGGCUCUAUCUCCUCGCGCUCUUCCUCCUCAUCGUCCUCCUUUUCGCAUUCACCGUCUUCGCAUUCGUCGUCACCAAUCGCGGCGCCGGGUGGGUCGUCUCCGGGAGGGGGUACAAGGAGUACCGGCUCGGGGACUACUCGACCUGGCUGCAGAGGAGGGUGGAAAAUGCGCAGAACUGGGCCAAGAUCCGGAGCUGCCUCCAGGACGGCAAGGUUUGCGAGAAGCUUGGGGCCAGGAAGGAGACGCUCAGCCAGUUCGUCAACAGCAAUCUCUCCCCGAUCCAGUCUGGAUGCUGCAAGCCACCAACUGGUUGCAACUUCACCUACCAGAGUGAGACCGUCUGGAUCAAACCUGCUGGCUUCAACACUUCUGAUGACCCCGACUGCAACACAUGGUCAGACGAUCAGACCGUGCUCUGCUACGACUGCAUGUCGUGCAAGGCGGGCGUGCUCGCCAACCUGAAGAACGACUGGAAGAAGAUUGCCAUCGUCAACAUCAUCUUCCUGAUCUUCCUCAUUGUCGUCUACUCUGUCGGGUGCUGCGCUUUCAGGAACAACAGGCAGGACAACUCGCACCCGGCUUGGAAAUGAGAUGCAUGACAAUGUAUAGGUUAUUAGGUUGUGUAACCAUGUUCAGUGUUGACAUUUAGCUCGUUCCUGUGUGUCAAGCGCCGCUAUCAUCUGUCCUGUGUCUCCGAUCAUGUGUCAGCCGUCACUAGUUGAUGCAUGCUUGCUAUUUUGCCCUUGAACGUGUGAUGUAUGGAUGCUCCUAUUAUCAAGAUAUGUCGAUAAGUUGCCUAUGUUCAUUAGCUA